Molecule: messenger RNA, 1814 nt
Organism: Morus notabilis
Lineage: Eukaryota; Viridiplantae; Streptophyta; Magnoliopsida; Rosales; Moraceae
Product: dof zinc finger protein DOF5.7
Exons: 1
Coding region: 323-1486 (387 amino acids)
Biological process (GO): regulation of DNA-templated transcription
Molecular function (GO): DNA-binding transcription factor activity; DNA binding
Source: RefSeq, a predicted model, not a curated record
AUUCAUUCCAAAAUCAGAUCUAAUUACUAAAUCGACCAUAUAUAUAUAUAUAUAUAUACACCAUCUCUCUAAACCCUCAUCCCCUCUUUGAUGAAUUUCACAAGCACUAACCAUAUCCUUAAGUUAAAAGCCCUCUCAACUCUUCUAUCCCUUCUUCACCACCAACAUCACCAUGCAUGAAACCAUUGAAUUCAUUACCAUCUUUGCCUCUCCUAAACGAAACUGAUAAUUAAACAAAGUUAAAAUACAAACAUAAAACUCUCUCUCUCUCUCUCUAUACACACACACACACGCACUUUCCCUUUCCUCUUUCCCUGAAAAGAUGUCCUCCGCCGAUAACACCGCCGCCGCCGCCACGGCAAAAGAAGAGAGCCAACCCACUUCCGGCAACCGCAAAACGGCGUCGUCUCGGCCAUCGGAGCAGGCCCUGAAGUGCCCUAGAUGCGACUCUCCCAACACCAAGUUCUGUUACUACAACAACUACAGCCUCACGCAGCCGAGGCACUUCUGUAAGACCUGCCGGAGGUACUGGACCAAAGGCGGCGCCCUCCGCAACGUCCCCGUCGGCGGCGGCUGCCGGAAAAACAAGAAGAUCAAGUCCUCCUCUCGCCUCUCCGGGGGCACAGACUCCAAAGACUCGAGCUCUCCCUCUUCGGAUCAUCACCAUCACUUCGGCGCAGGCUUGAACUUGAAGUUCUUAAACGGUAUUUCACCAGCGAUGGAUUUUCAGCUUGGUGGGCUAAGUUCCUUCCCUACUACAGGCAGGCUUUCAACGUCGACUGGAAUAAUCUACAACCCACUUUCUUCUUCUUCUUCUUCUUCUUCUUCUUCUUUUGGAGAUUCUUUAGCCUCUAACAACUCUUCUGCUUUGAUGGGUUCCUUUGAUUAUCCACUGUCGUUGGGUAGUGGAAGUAGUAUUGGUGGGUUUGGUGGUGCGAUACAAGGCAAUAAUCUUGCUAAUCUCAUGAGCUCAAGUAAUACCAAUGUCCGUACGAGUCUCGCUUCUUCCAUAGAAUCCUUGAGUUCGAUAAACCAAGACCUUCACUGGAAGCUACAGCAGCAGAGAUUGGCCAUGCUGUUAGGUACUACGGGAGAUUCUCAGAAAGAUCAGAUCAGUAGUACUGGAUGUGGUGUUAAUAAUUCUUUGGUUCUUAAUCCCCUCGGAAACCCGACGACGACAACGACGACCCAGAAAUUGUCUCAUCAAACGGUGCCCAUUUUGUUUCAGAAUCUGGAGAUUUCGAAGCCUGAUCACAGCCUGCAGGUUCAAGCGAGGAAAGAGGUUGCGAGUGGAGAUCACGCGGCGAAUAAUAUGGAGUGGUUCUUUGGGAAUUCUUUUGCGCAACAAGCUCACCAUGUGACUGCUCAGACUCCGAACAAUAGUGGCUGUACUAACGGCAACGAGAACGCGACUGCUUGGAACAGUAGUGGAGUUCAAGCGCCUUGGAGUACUACUGACUUGCAGCAAUUUAGUGCUUUACCUUAGAUGAUGAUGAUGAUGGAGAUGAAUGAUCACGAAGUAUUAUUCAAGAGGUAGAAACCUUAAAUAGGGAAAAAGAUCAUAUAUUGAAUUAAUCAUGUUAUAAUCAAGUCACGUACACCUCCCAUUUUACGCAUAUGUUGUUGGUUUGUUUUUUGUUGGGUGUGUAUCCAAAUGUGUAAAAGUUGGUAACAGAAAGGAGGACAAACAGCGUUUUACCCUAGGAAAAAAAAAAAAACUGAUCAUGUUUAUAAAUUAUCAUUGUUAUUAUUCAGCAAGACCGAUGUUGAUCAACUGUCGGAUGAUCAGCUCUAAUAUUUUAUAAUUUGUGGUU